This is a messenger RNA of Phlebotomus argentipes, 1324 nucleotides long. RefSeq lists its product as uncharacterized. The coding region runs from base 396 to 1247 and encodes 283 amino acids. Gene Ontology annotation, biological process: arachidonate secretion; phospholipid metabolic process. The transcript has 4 exons. NCBI's taxonomy places the organism in Eukaryota, Metazoa, Arthropoda, Insecta, Diptera, Psychodidae. The record is from RefSeq and is a predicted model, not a curated record.
CCGAGCAAGAAUGGAAAAGUGCAAUAGAUACUAAAACAUUGAGGAAAGACUUAAACGGUGACAGAGAAAAUACAAGCAAAGCGAGUAUCGAGAAUUUGCGGCAGUUUCUAGAGUCAUCAGUAAAUUAGGUUUCGACUGGGAAAUUGCUCAGGGAAAAGACAGUGUGUGUGCGGCCGUUAUUGGAAAUCAAUGAGAAAGUUUUUAUGCCUCUUACAUUAAAGAGUGAUUCGAAUUGAUGUGCUUUUCGUUCGAUAGAAGAAAUUUAAUAUUUAUGGGAAAAGUGAUGAAUUAGAGGAGCACCAGUGCUGUCGCGACUCUCGAACAGUGAAUUGGAAAACGUCCCAGUGAUCUGACAUUGAGGUGGAUGAUUUGAAGAAUGUGAAAGAGUGAGGAAGAUGUCUCGCUGGAGCAAAAGUGUUAAAUUUGUGUGCCUCCUCCUGUGCGGCGGCUUCACCUUCCUCACAACAACAGCACGUGCCAAACCAACGCUCACCUUUCAGCUGCCGCCCGCGCUCACGAAUCUGCGCCCCUUCACGCACUUCGUGGAGCUGCGAGCGCAGAAUGAGCAGAUGAAGAACUACACUGGCGUCCGGCAGAAGAACGACUCUCUCGUCAUGAUCUACCACCACGAUCUGACGAUUGCGAUCGUCGAAUUGGGACCACAGAAGACGCUGCUGGGCUGCGAAUUGAUAGAAAUUAACAACGAUGACGAAGGCGCCAAAGCGCUCCAAGAGCUGUCCAACGUGAAUCGGCCGCUGCAGAUCAACUUCCGGGAGAUGCUGCGCCUCAUGAUGCAGUGCGAGAUGAUUGAUUACGUGCGGAAAGUGAAACGGAGGUCUGAGAGUGACCAGACGACGAAGCGUCAGCACCAGUCCGGCUACUUCACGGGCGCCGGACUGAGCCUCCUGUCCGGCAUCCUGCCGGGCACCAAGUGGUGCGGCACUGGAGACAUUGCCAACAACUACCACGAUCUCGGCACAGAAGCCUCAAUGGACAUGUGCUGUCGCACUCACGAUCUCUGUCCAGUGAAAGUGCGCGCAUAUCAGAAGCGUUACAAUCUCAACAAUCAAUCCCUCUACACAAAAUCUCACUGUAUAUGCGAUGACAUGCUGUUUGAGUGCCUGAAGAAGACCAACACGUCAACUUCCCAGUUCAUGGCGACCGUGUACUUCAAUGUUGUCCAAGUGCCAUGUCUUCAGGACAGUCAAAGAGGCUUCGAGUUCAGGAAGGCGAGACAGUUUACGUGAAAAUGACUUUGGCUAUUUAUCUAUCGUGAUUAUGAAAGAGGUGCUCCUUCAAAUGAAUUAUUUAUGUUGCAUUGAAA